Molecule: messenger RNA, 1638 nt
Organism: Gossypium raimondii (Peruvian cotton)
Lineage: Eukaryota; Viridiplantae; Streptophyta; Magnoliopsida; Malvales; Malvaceae
Product: purple acid phosphatase 2
Exons: 8
Coding region: 163-1566 (467 amino acids)
Molecular function (GO): acid phosphatase activity; metal ion binding
Source: RefSeq, a predicted model, not a curated record
ACAUCACCCAUUCUCGUAAAGCUUUCAAUGAGUUGACUUCUAAUAUGAUCUGUUCUGUAUAUUCGUAUAUAGCCUGAAUAUUCUUCCCUUAUUUCAUUGACAAUUAUCCAUAUAAAUGCAAUGUGUUAGAGCCUGUGUGGCGUUAAGACCUAGAUACCAAAGAUGAACUCCCUUCCUUCUUUAGUUCUGGCCUUUCUUGUCAUUGUUCUUCAAGUUUUGGAUUCAGCAGUGAUAUGCAAUGGGGGAAAGACCAGCACCUACGUUAGGAAAGUGGAGAAAACUGUGGAUAUGCCGCUUGACAGUGAUGUUUUUCGAGUUCCCCCAGGCUACAAUGCACCCCAACAGGUUCAUCUAACACAAGGAGAUCAUGUUGGAAAAGCUGUGAUUGUUUCAUGGGUAACUGAGGAUGAACCAGGUUCCAGUACUGUUGUUUACUGGAGUGAAAACAGCAAGGAAAAGAAAAAGGCAAAAGGCAAAUUCAAUACCUACAGGUUCUUCAAUUACACCUCUGGUUUUAUUCAUCACUGCACCAUCAGAAAUCUGGAGUAUAACACCAAAUAUUACUAUGUGGUUGGUGUGGAUCAUACUAUGAGAAAAUUCUGGUUUACAACUCCUCCCGAAGUUGGUCCCAAUGUCCCAUACACAUUUGGUCUCAUUGGGGAUCUAGGGCAGUCUUUUGAUUCAAACAGGACAUUGACUCACUAUGAGCAAAAUCCAGUGAAAGGUGAAGCAGUGUUGUUUGUUGGGGAUCUUUCUUACGCAGAUAACUACCCCAAUCAUGAUAAUGUAAGAUGGGAUACAUGGGGAAGGUUUACUGAGAGAGUUGUUGCAUAUCAACCAUGGAUAUGGACAGCAGGAAAUCACGAAAUCGACUUCGCCCCUGAAAUCGGUGAAACAGAGCCUUUUAAGCCUUACAUGCACCGUUAUCAUGUUCCUUAUCAAGCAUCAAACAGUACUGCUCCCUUUUGGUACUCGAUAAAAAGAGCUUCGGCGUACAUCAUAGUAUUGUCUUCGUAUUCAGCCUAUGGUAAAUACACUCCACAGUACAAAUGGCUAGAAGAAGAGCUACCGAAAGUAAACCGGAGCGAAACACCAUGGUUAAUAGUCCUUAUGCAUUCCCCAUGGUACAACAGCUACAACUACCAUUACAUGGAAGGAGAAACCAUGAGAGUAAUGUAUGAACCGUGGUUUGUGCAGUACAAAGUCGAUGUUGUAUUUGCCGGUCACGUCCAUGCCUACGAACGAACCGAACGCAUAUCCAACAUUGCAUACAACAUCGUAAAUGGCCUUUGCACUCCCGUGAAGGAUCAAUCCGCACCUGUAUACAUUACGAUCGGUGAUGGAGGGAACAUUGAAGGCUUAGCAAACAACAUGACCGAGCCACAGCCGGCUUACUCGGCAUAUCGCGAAGCCAGUUUCGGUCACGCCGUUUUCGAUAUCAAGAACAAGACUCAUGCUUAUUAUAGUUGGCACCGUAACCAUGAUGGAUAUGCAGUUGAAGCGGAUUCAAUGUGGUUUUUCAAUAGAUACUGGCAUCCAGUUGACGAGUCUUCAGCCUCACAGUGAGAAUAACAAGCUAUGUUUCCACCUUUACAAGUUACAAUCAAUAAAAAGAAUAUUCCAAUAUUUUUCUUCACA